AUGAUCGACGAAAAAUUAUUAACAGUGAAUAAUUGGGAGAUCUGGAAUACCAGUUUCAACGUCACCAAUCUCACCAUCACGAAGUCAUUAAUAUCGCCAAAUCCGGAUUGUCCCGUGUAUGCAUUCAACGUUUUAUUGCGAACAUUAAUUUCGAUUAUCUGUAUUCCCCAGAACAUUUUGACAAUUUGUAUGAAUCUCAUCGUUUUGUACUUGUUUAUUGCGAAACGCGAACUGCGUUUGCCGCAGCAUUAUUAUCUCAUAAAUCUGUCCCUAUGUGACGCGCUGGUUGGAUUGAUUGCGCUGCCAUCGCGGUUAACGUUGGAUUUGAGUGGAUGUUGGCCGGCUCCGUUUGUCUUUUGUCGCAUCUACAAAAUCAUCGACUGGACUAUAACCAGUGAAGCCAGUACGACAAUCAUGCUGGUAGCAUAUAAUCGGUAUAAAAUGAUCAGCAAAGGCGCGGCAUUUGCAAAUGAAGAAACCCACAGAAAGGUCAUUUGUAACAUCAUUUACAGCUGGGUUUUCAAUCUACUGUUAUAUGGCCCGGUGCAGCUAAUGGAUGUUUUUACCGGAAUCCGGAUAUCUGGCGGCAACCAGUGUAAAAAUGAAUUUUUCCAAAUAAUCUGGUUGGGAAACUUCUUAGUGGUUACCAGUAAUAUUUUACCGCCGAUUAUUGUGUUCAUCCUGUAUGGAUGGAUUUUUCUCGCUCUGCAAAAGCGGAAGAGAAAGCUGGCGGCAGGAAAAGCAUCAUUAAAGUCCACCGACACUAAUUCGCUGCAGAACGGCGAUGCUAAACCGCCAUCGAGUAACAAGCAAGCGACGACGAUGAUGAUCCUAACGACUACUUUUUUGAUUACUUCCUGUCCCUGUGGUAUCUGCAGUGCAGUUAUGUUUGUGUGUUCCGAUGAGUACUUUACAACGGUAUACCAGAUUUAUCUCACGACCUUAUAUCUUCUGUAUGGAAACAGCUUGGUCAAUUGUGUCGUGUACGCCACAAAGGUGCCCAGUAUUCGUGAACCACUGCGCCGAAAACUGUAUCAGUGCGGAGCCUUUGGCCGGGUACCGGUCUCGGUGUGUGAUUGGCGGGUCAGCGUUAUUCCACACCGCACCGGACAGACCAGAAGCACACAUUACACAGGAAACCAUUCUUAA
Molecule: messenger RNA, 1149 nt
Organism: Paramacrobiotus metropolitanus
Lineage: Eukaryota; Metazoa; Tardigrada; Eutardigrada; Parachela; Macrobiotidae
Product: trace amine-associated receptor 7e-like
Exons: 1
Coding region: 1-1149 (382 amino acids)
Biological process (GO): chemical synaptic transmission; adenylate cyclase-inhibiting G protein-coupled acetylcholine receptor signaling pathway; G protein-coupled receptor signaling pathway, coupled to cyclic nucleotide second messenger
Cellular component (GO): synapse; dendrite; membrane
Molecular function (GO): G protein-coupled serotonin receptor activity; G protein-coupled acetylcholine receptor activity
Source: RefSeq, a predicted model, not a curated record